This is a messenger RNA of Bradysia coprophila, 1479 nucleotides long. RefSeq names its product Medium-chain acyl-CoA dehydrogenase. Gene Ontology annotation, molecular function: flavin adenine dinucleotide binding; medium-chain fatty acyl-CoA dehydrogenase activity. Lineage: Eukaryota; Metazoa; Arthropoda; Insecta; Diptera; Sciaridae. The record is from RefSeq and is a predicted model, not a curated record. Gene Ontology annotation, biological process: medium-chain fatty acid catabolic process. Gene Ontology annotation, cellular component: cytoplasm; mitochondrion.
GAUUAUUUUGAUUUUUGUUUAAUUCAGUUUCAGUCUUUCACUACCUGUAUACGGCCAUAUAAAAUUGGUUCUCUGUUGUUUUCAAUAAGAAUUUAUUUUCUUUUUCUUAAGUAUCAUUUAGUUAUAGAUUAUAGGCAAUCAUGCUGAAGUUAAGGCACCUAAGUUCGAUUUGCCGGAUGUCCAACAUCCGUAGUUUCUCGAAAAGUACUGAGGCCAGUUCAACUGGACCAUGCUUCAGUCUGACCGAAGAACAACUGGAAAUGCAGGCAGUCGCCAGAAAAUUUGUGAAAGAAGAAGUAAUUCCAGUUGCUGCCAAACUUGAUCAGACUGGUGAAUAUCCAUGGGACAUUAUGAAAAAAUCGCACGCACUGGGAUUACUCAACGGGCACAUACCAGCAGACAUCGGCGGAAUGGAUAUGAGCGUUUUAACCGGAUGUGUAAUUGCAGAAGAAUUGGCUUAUGGAUGCGCGGGUGUGAAAACAGCGAUGGAAGCUAGUGGAUUAGGGCAAAUGCCGGUGAUUUUGUCCGGAAACAAAGAACAACAGAAGAAGUAUUUAGGACGACUUCUUGAGGAGCCUCUAGUAGCUGCUUACGCUGUUACUGAACCGGGAGCCGGAUCUGAUGUGAAUGGAGUCAAAACGAGGGCCGUACGCAAAGGAGACGAAUACAUUUUGAAUGGCCAAAAGAUGUGGAUCACAAACGGUGGUGUUGCUAAUUGGUAUUUCUUGUUGGCUCGUACUGAUCCAGAUCCAAAGGCACCGGCCGGAAAGGCAUUCACUGGGUUCAUUGUUGAAAGAGAUUGGCCCGGAGUAACACCUGGACGAAAGGAAAUAAAUAUGGGCCAACGAGCCAGUGAUACUCGUGGCAUAACAUUCGAAGAUGUCCGAAUACCCAAGGAAAAUGUUUUGGGUGCAGAAGGCGGUGGUUUUAAAAUAGCAAUGGGUACAUUUGAUAAAACGAGACCUCCGGUUGCAGCUGGUGCUGUCGGUCUAGCGCAACGUGCAUUGGACGAAGCGUUGAAGUAUUCAUUGGAGCGGAAAACUUUCGGAGUUCCAAUUGCUCAGCAUCAAUCAGUUUCGAAUAUGCUCGCUGAUAUGGCUAUAGGGGUAGAGACCGCAAGACUGGCUUAUUAUUUGUCGGCAUGGGAGGUUGAUCAAGGUCGUCGAAACAGUUUUUACGCAUCCAUUGCUAAGUUAUAUGCAUCCGAUGUAGCGAACAAAAAUGCGUCGGAUGCGGUUCAAAUAUUUGGCGGCAAUGGUUUCAAUUCAGAGUAUCCAGUGGAAAAACUGAUGAGAGAUGCAAAAAUAUAUCAGAUCUAUGAGGGAACGUCACAAAUUCAACGGAUGAUUAUUUCGCGUCAGGUUUUGGACGAUGCGAAGUCAAGAAUUUAACUUUUCGAAUUUAUUUUUUCUAAUGAGUCACAAAGAGAUGUCAAAAGUGGUUGCACAAAUUUAAAUAAAUUUUUAUACAAAAUGGAGU